ACACGUGGCCCAAUGAAAAAGCCACGCAGGCUCUGUAUAGCCAAUUGCAAUCUGGUUUUAGAUUCUCAUCUCACAAAUCUUACUUAUACGAUCAGUCUCCCACAUUCACACUUCCACCAAACACCUCUCGUCCACAUCUUUCUCCUUUGGUGGCAAACACAACGACAGAUAGAGAGAAACGAUGGCGUCGAACUCGCUUAUGAGCUGUGGCAUAGCCGCCGUGUACCCUUCGCUUCUCUCUUCUUCCAAGUCUAAAUUCGUAUCCGCCGGAGUUCCACUCCCAAACGCCGGGAAUGUUGGUCGUAUCAGAAUGGCUGCUCACUGGAUGCCUGGCGAGCCACGACCAGCUUACCUUGACGGUUCUGCUCCUGGUGACUUUGGGUUUGACCCACUUGGACUUGGAGAAGUUCCAGCGAACCUUGAGAGAUACAAAGAGUCAGAGCUCAUCCACUGUAGAUGGGCUAUGCUCGCUGUUCCUGGGAUUUUGGUACCAGAAGCAUUAGGAUAUGGAAACUGGGUUAAGGCUCAGGAAUGGGCAGCACUACCAGGGGGUCAAGCCACUUACUUGGGAAACCCAGUCCCGUGGGGUACUUUGCCCACAAUCUUGGCCAUUGAGUUCUUAGCCAUUGCAUUUGUUGAGCACCAGAGAAGUAUGGAGAAAGACCCUGAGAAGAAGAAGUACCCGGGAGGCGCAUUUGACCCUCUUGGAUACUCGAAGGACCCCAAGAAGCUCGAGGAAUUGAAAGUUAAAGAGAUCAAGAACGGUAAGCACACACAACAACUUACCUUUCUUGAUCAAACUUAUGUACAAAUGUAUAUCUAAUGUUGGUGUUUUUUGCUUGGUGGGUGUAACAGGGCGGCUUGCGCUGUUGGCGUUUGUAGGAUUCUGUGUGCAACAGUCGGCUUACCCGGGGACAGGACCAUUGGAGAACUUGGCAACUCACUUGGCGGAUCCAUGGCACAACAACAUUGGCGAUAUUGUUAUCCCUUUCAACUAAUGAAUGUAAAAAUAGAAAUAUGUGUACCUUAUGAGCUUUAUGUGUAUCAAAAACACUGUGUAAUGAAAGACAGAUUUGUGAAUUCCUGUAAUUUGUCUUGGUGAUCGAAUGCUCGUGUGAGCUUGAAUUCUAAGUGAUGAACCUUUUGAACCCAAAUACACAUUACAUCUCAUGCUUCCUACAGAAGAAACAUUGUAAGCUC
This is a messenger RNA of Arabidopsis thaliana (thale cress), 1200 nucleotides long. It is a transcript of the gene LHCA1, whose product is annotated as chlorophyll a-b binding protein 6. Gene Ontology annotation, cellular component: membrane; chloroplast thylakoid membrane. The coding region runs from base 182 to 823 and encodes 213 amino acids. The transcript has 3 exons. The record is from RefSeq and is marked reviewed. Gene Ontology annotation, biological process: photosynthesis, light harvesting. Lineage: Eukaryota; Viridiplantae; Streptophyta; Magnoliopsida; Brassicales; Brassicaceae.